Messenger RNA from Fusarium tjaetaba, 1080 nucleotides. Its product is annotated as carboxyphosphonoenolpyruvate phosphonomutase. The record is from RefSeq and is a predicted model, not a curated record. Lineage: Eukaryota; Fungi; Ascomycota; Sordariomycetes; Hypocreales; Nectriaceae. Bases 1 to 1080 code for a protein of 359 amino acids. The transcript is spliced from 4 exons. Gene Ontology annotation, molecular function: catalytic activity.
AUGCCAGCAGCCUACAAAGACGAUGUGCGGUUCCCUUUCACGUUCGAAAGUGGCAAGGAAAUUGAGGUAGAGCGAAAGGGCAAUGACGCCCACACCGCAACCAUUAGCUUUCCUAAUGCACGUGGUCGACUGCCAUCGUCACGGGCAUCGCGGCUGCGAAGUAUGAUGAUAGAAGCCUACAACGACAGAACCAAAAUUCUCGCCGUCCCUUGUUCUUAUGAUGCACUCUCAUCUCGGCUUGUUGAGGAAGCCGGCUUUCCCAUCCUGUUUAUCUCCGGAUAUACUGUCUCCAGUUCUCACGGAUUGCCUGACACUGGCUACAUCGCGAUGCAGGAAAUGUGUGACAAAAUCCAAGAGACGUCUCGUGUGACGUCUGUUCCUAUCAUAGCGGAUGGAGAUACGGGCUAUGGGGGACCCGUCAACGUGAAGCGGACUGUUGAGAGCUUUGCUCUUGCUGGAGCAGCUGGUGUUAUGAUUGAGGACCAGAGUUGGCCCAAACGUUGUGGACACACUAAGGGUAAGUCCGUUGUGCCACGCGAAGAAGCGUUUGCCCGUAUCCAAGCGGCAUGUGAUGCCAGAGACAACGGCCUAGAUAUCUUCAUCUUGGCCCGUACCGAUUCUCUCAUUCUUGGCUGGGAAGAAGCCAUUUAUCGCGCAAAGGAGUUCCAAAGAAUUGGUGCCGAUGGCAUCUUCAUCGAGGCCCUACCUGACCGAGAGGCAAUGAAGCGAGCUGUUAAGGAGGUUCAAAUGCCUAUGCUGGCCAACAUAAUCGACGGGGGGAUGACCGAGAACCUCUCCGCUUCGGAAUUAGCAGAGCUAGGGUUCAGUGCCGUUGCAUACCCCUUCAUGCUUGUCGCAGCCAAGUUGAAGAGCAUUCGCGAGACACUCCAAGCUCUCAAGACGAGCUUGCCAAUCGGACCGCCGCCAACAAUUCUCUCCGCUGCUGAAGUUUGUGAAGGCGUCGGCUUUAACAAAUACUGGGCUCUCGAGGACAGAUAUGCUACUCAGGGUGCAAAGGCAAAGGUGGCACUGAAUGGCAACCAUAAGGCAAUCGGAAUUUCACCUAUCAAUGGUCACUGA